AUGGAUCUCCUGGACCGCUGGGGCUCGACUUCUCCCGUGUUCAUUGGGGCGCUUCUCUUGGUGGUAUUGACAUUGGGCUUGGUAGUCCAUGGUGGCCUGUCCUCGCCAUUGGCGAAGAUACCCGCCGGCCAUGUCACCGCCCAUUUCUCUUACUUGUGGAUCCUCUGCAUUCGGUGGCAGGAUCGGGAGCACCCGACACUCCUCAGACUGCACCGCAAAUAUGGGCCCAUCCUCCGCUUGGGCCCAAACGAGAUCAGCGUCAAUUCGAGGGAAGGUUUGCACAAGAUCUACACGCGAGGGUUUCCCAUCGAUCCAUCUUACGUGCGGCGAUACUCUUUCUACCGAACUCCCAACCUAUUCUCGACGACGAGCAGUACCGACCACUCCCAGCGGAGGCGAGGUGUGCAAAGGGUCUUCGCGAAACAAACCGUCGUGGACUGCCCGUCCCGACGGGAGACGAUGAGGAUCCUGCUCGGCAGACGCCUCCUGCCCCUCUUGGACAAGGACUAUCCUUUGGACGUGUGCGCGGUGAGUGAGGCCUUUUGCAUGGAUGCGUUCACCUCGUACCAGUUCGGGCUCUCAUCCGGCACGAACUUCCUCAGUGACCUGGCGGCCUGGGCGAGAUACCUGGACCAAUUCUUCUGCAGCCGGCGGCGCUAUCUCUUCCUAGAGAACGAGGUGCCCGCCCUGCUGCCGCUCCUAGCCCGACUCGGCAUUGGCUUUCCCACCAGGCAAAUCAAUGCAGCGACGGCGGAGCUGGAGCGCUGGAACCUCAGAAUGUGCGACCAGGCUGAGUUAUUGCUGUCAGGCCAGGACGACGUGGAUGCCGUCAACCAGCCCAUCGUAUACCGCCAGCAACGAGAGGCGACGCGGCCGGGGCUUCCGGGGAACACCCGGCAAUUCGAGGUCGCGAGCAACAUGCUAGACUACACCAUCGCCGUGCACGAAGACAGCGGUGCCAUCUUGACUGAAUGCCACCGCCGAUUGGCGGAAGACCCGGCGCUGCAGGUCCUCCUCCACCGAGAACUAAUGACACUCAAUCCACCGGUCGUGUACUCGGCGGGGUUGGACCAACUCGAGUUGCCCUCCUUCGAUCAGGUCGACGCUCUCUCAUUGUUGGACGCCCUCAUUGUGGAGACCCUUCGUCUGCGCGUACCGCCACCCCACGUCCGUCUGCAGCCACGUCUCACCCCUUCCCCGUCGUGUACACUGAGCGGCCACCCUCUCCCACCCGGGGUCCACGUACAAUGUGACCCGUACGUAUUUCACCGGGACCUGGAGGUGUACCCCGAGCCCGAGGCAUGGAAACCAGACCGGUGGCGGGAACCCGACCCCGAGAAGUUGAAAAGGAUGAGGGCUUCCUUUUGGCCAUUCGGGCGAGGGGAGAGAGUGUGCAUCGGCCAGCACGUCGCGAUCCAUUUCAUAAAGCUGGCUCUUGCCGCCAUCUACACAAACUACCGGAGCGUCGUUUCCAACGCCCACGGUUACUCUGGCACAGCUUCGACAUUUCCAGGAAAGCGUACACCGCCGGUCUCUUUCGUUCGCUGGGAUGCGGGCGAGGCCCUUACCCACGUCAUCGCGUCCUGA
Molecule: messenger RNA, 1587 nt
Organism: Exophiala aquamarina CBS 119918
Lineage: Eukaryota; Fungi; Ascomycota; Eurotiomycetes; Chaetothyriales; Herpotrichiellaceae
Exons: 3
Coding region: 1-1587 (528 amino acids)
Molecular function (GO): oxidoreductase activity, acting on paired donors, with incorporation or reduction of molecular oxygen; iron ion binding; monooxygenase activity
Source: RefSeq, a predicted model, not a curated record